GUUCCUCAGACGCGCAAGACAACCACAAUACAAUACUAUACGCGCCCGCCAAUGCUUUGCAACUCCAACUCCUUUUCCAACUUCGAAUUCUCAGCAGCAAAACGAUAGCUCAGAUUCUGUAAGGAUCAAUCUACGAGGUGCGUGUGUGCUUUUAUUCUUGCGACAAAGCUCUAACCCAUCUAUCCAGGAGCUCUCUUUUCGCCUUGGGCGAGCUAGGUAGCCUUAAUCAUGUCGUUCACAUUUGGUGGUGCUGCCAAUAGUGGUGGGAAUGCGGGCAGCAGCACUCCAACCAGUGGAGCAGGAAAUAUCUUUGGAGGAGGGGCAGCAAAACCGACCAGCAAUCUAUUCAGUUCAACUCCAACAACCAGCGGUUCUUCGUUAUUUGGUGGUCAACAAGCCGCUACAUCGAAACCAACGACAUUUGGAGCAGGAGCAGGAGGAGGGGGUCUCUUUGGCUCCAACACGGCAUCCGCCCCGGUCUCUGGCACUUCUACACCUUUGUUUGGAACGAGCACCGGUAACACACCUUCAUUCGGGGCAAAUCUAGGUGGAGCUACAUCUUCCGCUGCACCAAGUAGCACUCUUCCUGCAGCUUCUGCUGGAAACACAUUUGGUGCGAACUUCAAAUUGGGUGGUCAAACUCCAGCUUCUUCUGCUCCUGCGGGAUCGACGACUCCGGCUGCCGCAAAAUAUAGCUUCUCUUCAACAACGCCAGCAGGACCACCUCCCACAAGCAAUUCAUCGAACAUUUUUGGAGGAGGUGCUGGUGGAGGUGGAGGCGGCUUGUUUGGGGCAAAACCUGCAGCAGGAGCUACCACUAGCAACCUAUUUUCACCUCAAGCACCAGCUUCGUCCGCAACACCAACAUCAUCGACGCCGGCUCCAUCACUUUUUGGUGCAGGCGCUCAGGCUUCCAGCACUCCGGCUGGAUCAUCAGGAACUGGCAUGUUUUCGAAUUUUGGAGGAGCCAAACCUCCGGGUGGAAAUGCUGCAACGACUUCUACUGCGCCAACAGCUACAACUACGACAGCACCAGCUUCUAAUCUAUUCAGCCAGCAACAAACUACCACAGCACCCACUUCAAAUCUAUUUGCCCAGCAAUCUGCAACCUCUCAACCCACUACGGCAGCACCCACUCCCAAUCUCUUUGGACAGCAACCGGCAGCCUCUCAACCUGCUUCAACAACCUCAGCAACUACUGCUGCCGCUCCAGCUCCAAGCUUGUUUGGCGGAGCCGCCGCCGCAAAACCAACCCCAACAACCGGAGCUCCAACUUUGGGAUUAGGUGGUUUUGGAAAACCUACCUCUACACAAGCAGCAUCAUCAUCAACCCCAGCUCCAAGUUUGUUUGGGGCGGCGCCAAGUACCACUACAGCCUCUCCUGCAACACCAAGUUUAUUUGGAACCCCUAAGCCCGCUACAACAGGAGCAGCUCCUUCAAGUACACCUGCAGGUAGCGGAACAAACACUGGUAGCAGUGGAGGACUAAACCCAUCUGGCGGUGCAACUAGUUCAACUCCUGCGCCUUUAGCAGCAUCUACCUCUGGGCCAACUCCCCAAUUAUCUCGCCUCAAGAAUAAGACAAUGGAUGAGAUUAUCACCCGCUGGGCCUCUGACUUGUCAAAAUACCAAAAGGAGUUUCAAGACCAAGCAGCUAAAGUUGCAGCAUGGGACAGAUUGUUGGUGGAAAAUGGAGACAAGAUUCAAAAGUUGUACCAGAGCACUUAUGAGGCUGAACGAGAAACAAGCGAGGUUGAACGACAACUUUCUAACGUCGAAAGCCAACAGGAUGAGCUUGCAGGAUGGUUGGAUAAAUAUGAGGCAGAGGUGGACGAAAUGUUUGCGAGACAAAUUGGGCCGGGUGAUCAACUUCAAGGACCUGAUCAGGAGCGAGAGAGAACAUACAAGCUUGCCGAAAAACUCACUGACCGUCUGGAUGAGAUGGGUAAGAACCUCACAAGCAUGAUUGAAGCUAUCAAUGAUGCAUCAUCCUCGUUGAGCAAGAGCAGCAAGGCCGAUGAUCCUGUAAGUAGUGCCUGGAAACGAUCUUUUGACAACGGUUACUAAUUACGAUAAUUCUAGCUCUCACACAUUGUACGUGUUCUUAAUGAUCAUCUCACACAGUUGCAGUGGAUCGAUCAGAACGCUACCCUACUCCAGGCCAAGGUUUCUGAAGCACAAAAGCUCAGUCAGGGUAUGAGUGCCAGUGGACUUGGGGGUGUUGAAAGCGAUACCGCUGAGUCAUUCUAUCGUUCUUAUAUCGGAAGAAGAUGAUCAGCAAGCAUUUGCGUAGUAAUGUGAGCCUGGCGGUUAUUGAAAUGAUUGU
This is a messenger RNA of Hymenoscyphus albidus, 2326 nucleotides long. NCBI's taxonomy places the organism in Eukaryota, Fungi, Ascomycota, Leotiomycetes, Helotiales, Helotiaceae. The record is from the annotation of a GenBank genome assembly.